GAGAGCCUCACCGCCCAGCAUCACCACCACGCUCCACCAUGGCCGCCCGCACGCUGAGAAUCGGCCUUAUUCCCGGCGACGGCAUUGGCCGCGAGGUUAUCCCCGCGGGCCGCCGCAUCCUCGAGGCGCUCCCGUCGUCGCUCGGGCUCAAGUUCAGCUUCUCGCACCACGAGGCCGGGUGGGCGACGUUCCAGAAGCAGGGCGUCGCGCUGCCCGAGGACACGGUGGCGGCGCUGAAGUCAGACUGCGACGGCGCGCUGUUCGGCGCCGUAUCGUCCCCCACGGUCGCAACAAAGGGCUACUCGUCGCCCAUUGUCGCGCUGCGCAAGCGUCUGCAGCUGUACGCCAACGUGCGGCCCGUCAAGUCGGUCGCCUCCGCGCGCAACCCCGUCGACCUCGUCAUCGUGCGCGAGAACACGGAGGAUCUGUACGUCAAGGAGGAGAAGACGUACGCGGCGCCCGACGGCAGCAAGAUCGCCGAGGCCAUCAAGCGCAUCUCGGAGACGGCGUCGUACAAUAUCGCGGCCAUGGCCGGCGACAUUGCGCUGCGCCGCCAGCGCGUGCGCGACGCGGGGAACGCCUCGAUACACGACCGCCCCCUCGUCACCAUCACGCACAAGUCCAACGUGCUCUCGCAGACGGACGGGCUGUUCCGCGAGACGGCGCGCCGCGCGCUGGCCGAGCCCAAGUAUCAGCUCGUCGACGUCGAGGAGCAGAUUGUCGACUCGAUGGUGUACAAGCUGUUCCGCCAGCCGCAGGACUACGACGUCAUCGUGGCGCCGAACCUGUACGGCGACAUCUUGUCCGACGGCGCGGCCGCGCUGGUCGGCUCGCUGGGCCUCGUGCCGUCCGCCAACGUCGGCCGCGACUUUGUCAUCGGCGAGCCGUGCCACGGGUCCGCGCCUGACAUUGAGGGCCAGGGCAUCGCUAACCCCAUCGCCACCAUCCGCUCCACGGCGCUGAUGCUCGAGUUCCAGGGCGAGGAGAAGGCGGCCGCUGCUAUCUAUGCUGCUGUCGAUGCUUGUCUGGAGGAGGGCCGCUUGCUCUCGCCCGACCUCGGCGGCACCGCCAAGACGAACGAGAUUGUCGAGGAUAUCUGCAAGCGCCUGUGAUGUGGUGAGCAGGUGUCUGGUAAAAACAUGAACGCAGUGUAGCACAAUGUAGACUAGAGUAGAUGCAGUAGUGACACGUGCAUUCAGUAUUCCUCCAGCCUCUCUAUCCAGGCACUCCCACUCCAGCCUCUCUAUCCACGCACUCCCGCUCCAGCGCUUCUAGUCCAGAUCGUCAUUGCCCGUCUCCUGCUGCUUCUUCCCCUCCCCCGUCUUUCCCUCCUCAGGCUUCGGCAGCGGCCGGCCGUGCAGCUCCUGGAAUUCUUCCUCGGCGCUCUUGGCGCCGUCCUUGACCGCCUGCGCGGUGGGACAAAGCUGGAUAACGACGACGAGCAGCUCCGUGUCCGACUCGCGGUCCUUGAGCGUGUAUC
Molecule: messenger RNA, 1480 nt
Organism: Didymella exigua CBS 183.55
Lineage: Eukaryota; Fungi; Ascomycota; Dothideomycetes; Pleosporales; Didymellaceae
Product: Isocitrate/isopropylmalate dehydrogenase
Exons: 2
Coding region: 39-1112 (357 amino acids)
Biological process (GO): tricarboxylic acid cycle; isocitrate metabolic process
Cellular component (GO): mitochondrion
Molecular function (GO): NAD binding; isocitrate dehydrogenase (NAD+) activity; magnesium ion binding
Source: RefSeq, a predicted model, not a curated record